AACUGUUGACAUAUCUGAGUCGUUCCAUGACAACCAUCACAAAUCAUCUUCCUCCAUUCCUUUGAACAAGAUGUCUGGAUUCUUCCAGCUUGCUUCUGCAGUCUUUACGAGAAUUAUAUUUUUUGUUCAUGGAUUCAUAUCAGUUUAUUUUGUCGUUCAAAGUGAGAAAAACGCCAAGUAUUGGUGGCUUUGUACUGGAUUAGUGUUCUUGGUUCUCGAGUCAUUCUACACGAUCAUCAUACGAAAAGGCCAAGAAUACAAGUAUUUUUGGCCUGGUAGUUUUCUGUACAUGUGCACUGUCUUGCCAGCCAUCUGGGUCGCUGAGCUGAGCAUCUUGGCUGAAAAAGAAAAGCAAGACCCCAAAGAGUGUAUAUUGGCUGAACAAAAGAAUAUACACUACUCAAGCAUCUACGGAGUGAUAAACAUCAGAACAGAUUCCAGUACACAAGCUCAAAAGUUCUCAAAACUCGGCCUUAUUCUCGUUAUUAUCAUUGGCCGUUGGCUAUUACCACGUGGUUCAUUAACACGUGAUCAGCUGUCUGCGCUCCUAUUGGUCUACGUUGCUAAUGCUGCUGAUAUAAUGGAGUUGUUUGAGCUUUUCGACGUCAAUCCAAGUCUAUGGUGCCGUGAUGGUGUAGCCAAGGCUGUGCUCGCCACUUAUACCUGGUGCUUUAUGCAAUUCACUCUUGUGUUUACUGCCACUACUAGAACAGUGCCCGACGAAGCAAAGAAAAAGAUGAGCGAAGCAAUGUUCAAGACUCAAGAAAAUACAGAAAUGAGACCCGGUACGAAGUACAAAGGUCGGGAGAAAAAGCUCCCUCGAUAUAUAAGAAAAAUGAUCAAACAAAAACAACUGGAACGGCUGACAAAAUUCGAAGAUGAGCUUAACCAAGUUUACGGUUCCCCAGUGGAAGCUCCGAAACCCAAGAAACAAAAACAAAAAGGUCGAAAAUACGGAAUUUACUCCAUGCACGAGACUGUCAACGAUGUAGUAACCGUACAACGAAAGAUCAAAAUCGAGGAAGAAAUUAUCGAAGAGGUCAUCAAGGAGAAAGAGAAGCUUCGUCUCCAUGGUGAUUUGUAUUCAAUAUUAACCUUAAUGUUGAUGCAAGACGGGCCGUUUCUCUGUGUUCGGCUCGUUAUGACACUUUCUUAUGAUGUCGAUGACGAAACGCAUUUAUUUUUCACGGGGAAAAAUGCGAUUGCAUUAUCGGUAUUGAUAUAUCGACUGAUAGUCUUACUUUACGAAGGCAAGGAUGAAAAUGUCGAUGAUGAGGACGUCGAGUUUACUCAACGACCCAAGCCGUUUGCUAUAAGUUUUGAUCGUGAAACCGCUAACAGCAGACAAAGUGGGCGCAGAAAAAUGGUUACGUCACCAGUAUAGCAUGCGCAUGUGUCUUAAAAAGGUGGCUUCCAUAGUUUCGUAUAGCAAUCCUCUAAGGUCUACGGGACGACUUAUCUCUUCCUUAGGCUUCGGCUGAGCUUCCUGAUCAGUCCGUAAAUCUCCGGAUAGCGGUAUCAGGGCCGAAAUCUCCAGCAUUACCGUAAAUGCUUCGAGCUGCCAUACGACGGUUCAGGAACUCUAUGUACCUAAUUUCAUCAACCAAGCAAAUAAUAUUGAUCUAAAACCAUAAAUUAGAAAUGUGGUUAAAAAAAUGCUUUGAGACACCUUAUAUUUAUUCGUACUAAAGAAAACAAAUUGAUUCAUGAUUAAAGAUUCGAUAGAAAUUACACAUUGUGAUCGAAGCUCAUAAAUGAAUACCACAAAAUCGUAACAAAAUAGAAAAUUUUCGCAUUUUCGUAGCAUUGUUUUUUGGUUUUUUUUUUUUAAUUUACGAAUUUUUUAUAUCAUACUUGAAACACGUCUGCAAUUUCGCGCCUUUUUAUAUAGAUAUAUAUAUAUAUUUUUUUUUUCUCUUCGAUUUCUUAUGGAGGCCAUGUUUGAUGGACAAUGGACCACUAAUUUUUUAUCCUGUUUUUACCAAAAAAUUUAGUUCUUCGCGAGGUUAAAGCGCCUCAACAUAAAAAAGCCGCUUUAAUGCAUUAUAUUUCCAUCCUCAAGUCUCGUUUGAAAUCAAAACAAAACUUCUGUUUUUCAGAAAAAUACAUUUGAGUAGGAGGGGAUUGUCAAAACAAAAUAGCGCUUUGGCUGUGACGUCAUGAAUAUCGAGAAAUGCUGUUGUAAUAAUAUGAUUAUUUUUUAAUUCAUAGAAAAAAGCAUGAGAUGUAACACUAUAACAUUCGGUAACCCAUAUUUCUCGCGGCGUCAAAUCUGCCAGUUAUCAUAAAAAUAUAAUUGAUGUAAAAUUAUUGAAUAUUCUCUAAUUUUUAAAAUAAAUAUUGUGAAUUAUUGUAAAUUA
Actinia tenebrosa (Australian red waratah sea anemone) is the source of this 2360-nucleotide messenger RNA. RefSeq lists its product as uncharacterized. The record is from RefSeq and is a predicted model, not a curated record. NCBI's taxonomy places the organism in Eukaryota, Metazoa, Cnidaria, Anthozoa, Actiniaria, Actiniidae.